Molecule: messenger RNA, 4248 nt
Organism: Schistosoma haematobium
Lineage: Eukaryota; Metazoa; Platyhelminthes; Trematoda; Strigeidida; Schistosomatidae
Exons: 1
Coding region: 1037-1627 (196 amino acids)
Source: RefSeq, a predicted model, not a curated record
CUGUGAAUUAAGGUAAUAUCGAGGCAUAUGCACAGUAUGCACAUAUGCCAAUAACAGACUGAUCAAUUAGUUUUAAACCUCAAUGGGAACAUACAAGCAAAACAAUACCAAGUGAAUUACCAUAAAAAUGGUCGGUAAAUAUAUCGCAUGUAUGUGUGAUUCUAAAGAUAGAUUCCCACAAGAAGAGACAAUAAAUGAAGGAUCAUUGAAAACAAGAAAAAAAGCAGGAAAAAUGUUUCUUUCUGGUUUACCACUCGUCAACCGUGUGAAUUCAUAAAGUUAUAUAGGAUCUAACCAUGAUUAUUUAGAUCUUUAUUUGAGUAAAAUCUUUUCAGAUCACUCAACCAGAAUUAUAUCAUUUGUCUUUCCAAGUGUUGUUAGUUUUUCAUCAGGGACGAUCAUUUAAUGUCGGCAAAUAUAUCAUUACUGACAUACAUAGUUAAUUUCAUAGACUAUGGUUUCUCACUAAAACUUUUAAAAAUUCAUUUUGGUAUUUGUCAGUAGUGAAUAUAGAGUUACUAUCUACUUGAACGUUUACACUUUUAUACUAGCUUUUAGAUAUUUGUCUUCAAUGCCCAUCCCUAUUUUUACUCUGAAUAAGUGAUUUAUUCAAUAAUUUAUUGAAUAUAGCUAAGUAAUAAUGAUGAUCUUCUGAAGAAUAAAUUCACAUAUGAUUAAUAAAGCAAAAAUGUGGUUAAUGAAGAUUCUUCUUUCAUAACCUUACCAGGAUUACAGAUCUGAAUUGUUGAGUAUGUCUAAUUGGUUUGCAUACGAGUAAAUAUUGUCUUAACAUAAUUCAUUAUUGCUAGCUGUUCUAUUUAAUUCCUUUAAUAUUUACUUACGCCUGUUACUCCGAAUAGAGUAUAGACCGCCGAUCAGUAUUCUCCAACCCACUCUGUUCUAAGAUUUUCUUUCUAGUUCUAUCCAAUUGUUGUUCAUUUUACUCAUAUCUAUCUUCAUUUUCCGGCGUAAUGUGGUCUUUAGUCCUACUCUUUUCCUUUGGCCUUCAUGAUUCCAUGUGAGGGCUUGUCUUGUGAUGCAGUUGUGUGCUUCCCUCAGUGUGUGUCCUAUCCACUUCCAGCGACUCUUCCAGAUUUCUUCCUCAGCCGGAAUCUGGUUUGUUCUUUCCCAUAGUAGGUUGCUGCUGAUAGUGUCUGGCGAACGGACCCGAAAUAUUUUGUGUAGACAACUGUUAAUAAACACCUGUAUUUUCUGGAUGAUGGCUUUCGUAGUUCUCCAAGUUUCCGCCCCAUACAGAAGAACUGUCUUGACAUUUGUAUUGAAAAUUCCGACUUUGAUGUUGGCAGUUGACAGUUGUUUUGAGUUACAGAUGUUCUUCAGUUAUAGAGAUGCUGCUCUUGCUUUGCCGACCCGCCCCUUCACAUCUGCAUCAGAUCCAUCGUGUUCAUCAGUGAUACUGCCCAAAUAUGUAAAGGUCUUUACAUCUUCCAAAUCUCCGUCAAGUAAGAAUUGGUUGGUACAUGUUUUGUUGUAUCGAAGAAUCAUGCUUUUCCCUUUGUGUGUGUUGAGACCUACUGCUGCUGAGGCUGCUGCUACACUGGUCGUCUUCUCCUGCAUUUGUUGUUACGUGUGUGAUAAGAAAAGCCCGAUCAUUUGCGAAGUCUAGAUCAUCCUGCUACAUCCUAUCUGUCCACUAUAUCUCAUGCUUCCCCCAGAUGAUGACGUAUUCAUGAUCCAAUCGAUCACCGGGAGAAAGAGAAAGGGUGAGAGUAAGCGACCUUGCCUGACACCGGUCUUUACCACGAACGAGUCUGUCAGCUGUCCUCUAUGCACGAUUUUGCAGUUUAAUCCAUCAUAAUUCUUUUAAUAAGCUUACAUUAAUUGUCUAUUUUGCUUAAUAUGAAAAUGAGUACAGAUAUAAACUGUACACAGAGUGUUUAAUGCUAAAAUCAUGGAUCUUACAAAUUGUGAAAAUCUAUUUAUUUUUCAAAUUCAUUUGAUUUCUUGUCACAAACAGUUUACAAUCUCUAAAAUGGGCAUGAAAACUACCUCUAAAGCAAUAGAUACAAAAUUAUUUGUUAUUAACAAAGGUACUAAAGAUCUAUAUAAUAUGGUACCAAAAUAUUCAUGCUUCAAGGUUUGAUGAAGUUCAGUCUUACACUAAAAAGUUUAUAUCAAAACUAAUUUCAACGUAUUCCAUGUAAUUCAUACAAUCAAACGAAAAGCGUUGAAUUCACUCAUUUUCCACAAUAUAAGUCAACCUAGCUUGAUAUUAUUUAGUUGAGUUUUGUUCUGAAGGUUAAUUUAAUAUGAAGAAAUAAUAUCUACUAAAGAAGCUUGAAAUACGGUAAAACAGUGGAUUAGUGAGCCGUUCUAGUAAAGUGUAUAUUCAUGAUUUUAUAAAUGGCCUAAUUAAGAAUUCCAGGUCUCAUGUCUAGCAAGAUUCAAUAAUCCCCAUUUUUUAAUCAUUUCCGAGAUAAAAUGUGUAUACCAAGGAAAGUGUAUUGGAAUCAAACUCAUCUACACGGAAUACACAUUUAAACAACAAUCGCAGAAGUUGGUGUGGACUAUUGGUCUACUAACUAUAAAAUCCAGAGGCUCAAAGUUCGACUUUUCAUAAGGUUUUUGUUGUGGAAAUAUUAAAGUAAAGAGUAUAAGGAUGGCUUCAACGGAAAACGAUAUUUAUAUAAUAUGAAUUCAUUAAGAAUUCAGGAAAUAGCUACUAUCUUUGAAAUAUAUAAUGUUUAUAAAACUCCUCCUUAAAGAAGAGUACUUGGGCCAUCAAAAUAAAAGUCAUCUAGGAGUUACUACUGAACCACAGUUUCCAGCUUAUAAUUUAGUCAACACAUGCAGCUCUAAAAACUCACUGAUAGAAUUUAUUUUCAACUAGAAUUCUUCCUAAAUUUCUUCCAUGUAUACAAAUUUAGUUAUAUACCUUACUAAAACAAAGUGGGUUCCAUCUAAGAGGAAUCUUUUAACAGCCAGUUACAAACUCUUGAACGUUUUGUUGUAAUAUAGACUGAUAUGUUGUUGGUAAGCAUAGUUUAUCAAACCCAUUUACAGGUUUUCGAAAGAAUCAUAAACCGAAUAACAUCAGUUUAUCAACACCAAGCUUAUGCUUGUAGAAAAAGCAAAGUAGUUUUAGAGAUUAAACUACCUUAUAUGUAAGGUAAUGAUCUAAUUCGAAGGAGAACCUAGUAGACGUAAUAAACUGGAAAUGACCGACCUUCUAGAAGCUGGCUAGGUUCUCUACGUAUCAGCUAAUUAGAUUCAAAAAUGUAAUGCUAGAACAGUAGGAAAUGUUUCCUUAAGAAUAUAUAUUUCUUAUCCAGUCAUUUAAUUGUUUUAAAUUAAAUAUAUUUUUUGAAACUAAAUUUCAUUACAGUAUUAUUAGAUCGUCACUAAGUUUCAGAUAGAAGUUUGUGCUGAUGAUGUCGUUCAGAAGAACGAUGAAAGCUCCAUGACCAAACCAUCCAGCUCAGAGAACAAAACUCCACCAAAAAGAAGUUAACCUUAAUUUUGAUGUUAACUGCAACAUAGGCUACCGUCGGUUAUUUAAAAUUAUAAUAAAUAAUGAAUAUCUCAAGUUACACUCUCCUAAUGUAUGGAUUUAUAUGUCAAUCUGAUAGUUCACAUUUUGAAGUUUUGCACCAAAAGUUAAAUAAGUCGUUUACCGCAUGUCGAAGCAUUUAAUUUCAAUUUAAAAUAAUGAAAAAAACAUAGAUACAAGGUAUCAGUUCCUAGUACUUUAAUCACACACUAUUUCUUCCCAUACAAUGAUAAUAGAUGCCUAUCUAACCAAUUGACUAUGAUAACAGUGGCCCAUAUGAAUAUUUGGACAACUUACUUUCUAACUGUGCAAACAAUACAAUUAACCUACCUAUUUUAGAUUUGUAUGAGAAGGAGUUUCGUGGAUAUUAUAGUAAUUUUAAUUGUCGAGAUCAUGAGUUAAUGAAAGCUAAACCACCAUGGAAAACUUGAAAGCACUGGAUGGCUGUUUUAUCCUAUUGUGGGACUCCUCAGCAAUGCCUAUCCACCAUUCCGCCUCGCGAGAUUUGAACCCAGGAACUAUUGGUCUCGCGCGCGAACACUUAACCUGCAGACCACUGAGCCGGUAUCUAACGGUGUUAAUACCUACCUUCAACUAACUCACGAAAUUGAGGAAUCUCACAAGAAGACGAAAUGGCCGUACAAUGCUCCCACGUUUUCCAUGAUGGUUUAGCUUCAAUCGGCUCAUGAUCUCAACUGUUAAAAUUAUUUUAGAUUUAUUUGAACAAAUAAACUUUG